AAAGUCCUUCAGCUAGGACUCUCGGACGCGACAAACAUUUAUCAAGAACGAAAAGCGAAUCCCAGUGAUUUUAUAAAUGAAACGGUCGAAUUCAAGUUCACCAUUAUUUUUUUUUCACACAAUUAUUAUCGUCGUCAGUUGCACCUACUUGCUCGACCGAUGCGAAAUAUUAGCACAUGAAGUUUGAAGUGCCGAGGAAAAUGUUCUUUCCGGAAAUCAGAUCGUUGUACCUAGCAGUUUUCUCAGCCAAUCUUCUCUGUUUCAUUUCUGGAACAGCUUUGACUUGGUCGUCCUCAGAGAUACCAAAACUCAACAAUGCAACAGAAACCCCAUGGAAAAGGAUGCUUUCUGCUGAAGAAUCUUCCUGGAUAUCGUCCUUGGUCAUCCUGGGAGCCUCAGUUUGCCCUUUCCUGUUUGGAUACCUAUCCGAUACCAUAGGCAGAAAACCUACGUUGUUAUACCUGGGUGCGCCAUUUUUUCUCGGUUAUGUUUUGCUAGGAUUCGGUCAAACUGUGGAAUUAUUUUACGUGGGAAGGUUUUUGACAGGUAUAGGUGUAGGAGGCGUUUUCACACUUUUACCAAUGUACUUAGCAGAAAUUUCUGAGAAAGACAAUAGGGGAGCAAUCAGUUCUUCCAUGGGGUGUUUCUGCUGCCUGGGGCUAUUAUUCAGCGUUUCUUUGGGACCAUUCAUAUCCGUUCAGCUCUUCAAUUUAGUUUUAGCGAUGCCACCCUUGAUAUUCCUAUUGUCUUUCUUCUUUUUGGCACCAGAGAGUCCUUUGUUUCUGGUCCGAGAAGAACAUGGCGAUUUAGCAGCAGUUGCUUUGAGGAAAUUGGGAAGAAAAGAAGAUCUGAUUACGAAGGAAAUACUGGAGUUAGAAGCGAGUGUUAAACCUGAAGAAGAUUCUUCAAGCUUGAUGGAUCUAUUCAGAUCAACAGCAUUCAUCAGAGCAUUGGUGAUGUCGAUGGGUCUCUUCUUUUUUCAACAGGUUUCUGGAAUAAAUGCUGUUAUGUUUUACAGCCAAAUAAUAUUCGAAGAGUCUGGAACGACCUUGAAUCCCGAAUAUUGCACAAUCAUCGUAAUCUUUACCCAGUUUUUGAGCAGCUUCCUAACGCCUUGCAUAGUUGACAGGUAUGGUAGGAAGUUAAUCCUCCUACUUUCAGCUAUGGGUAUGGUAGUUUCUGAAGUACCCUUGGGCACUUACUGCUACUUAAAACGACAAGGAGCAAGCACAGAAUUGUUCGCCUUCGUUCCAGUGAUGAGCCUGGCGAUUUUCAUUGUUUUUUUCAAUAUGGGUUUCGGACCAUUGCCCUGGACCAUGCUGUCGGAAUUGUUACCAGCAAAAAUGAAAUCUGUUGCAACGGCGUUCGUUUCCACGUUCGUCUGGAUUUUGUCUUUUGUUGUUACCAAGUAUUUUGAGCAGGUUGUGAGUGUGUUGGGAUUGGGGGAGACGUUUUUUGUUUUUUCUGGUUUUUGCCUACUGGCGGGGCUGUUCAGCAUUUUUUAUUUGAUCGAGACUAAGGGAAAGAGUUUACAGGAAAUACAGGAGGAACUAAGUAAAUCGUAGUUAGGUAUCAGUUAGUCAUAAGUACUUAUUUAUUUUUAUUUAUUUGUGUUAACAUAUAAGUACAUACAAAAAAAAUGCAAUACCUAUUAUAUGUAUCCACUGAGGGACACGUUAUGAAGUAUCACACCCUGUAAGUUUUUUAUUUUUGACCUAAAAAAACAAACCCACAGGGGAUUUUUUUUCUUCUCGAUACACAAGAUACGUGUUCACCAAGUAUCUGAAAAAAUAUACAGGAAGCAGCAAAAAGUGUAUGAAUUU
Molecule: messenger RNA, 1823 nt
Organism: Phaedon cochleariae (mustard beetle)
Lineage: Eukaryota; Metazoa; Arthropoda; Insecta; Coleoptera; Chrysomelidae
Source: the annotation of a GenBank genome assembly